AUGGAUGAGCUUCCUAAAGGGUUGGUGUCGUCAACAGGACAGGUGCCGUCGACUCUGGAGGAUGAGACUGCAGUGGAUGUCGGUGACAUUGUGCAGUUGUGGAAGGCCUAUAGUGCGAAUGCCUCGGUCCACGAGGGUGACAUGGGUCACAGACUGGAGAAUUUCUUCUGGCGAAUCUGGAGCAGCGAGGACCUCUGCAGAUCGAUAGAUGGGUCUAGACUCGCCAAGCUGUUUCUACGCAUAUCAGAGGCUAGUCCAUUAUCUCUCGCCACUCCGCAGCCGACAACCACCAAGGCACCCCAAGCACGAUCUCACACUAACAUAGCCCCUAAUGACGAUAAAUCGCCAUCCAGCAACGGGUCCAGUCGCACGCCUAUGCCCCCACCCAUCUUAAAGAAAUCAAAUACCUCGCACGGCGAAACGCAGAAGACCACGCGACUGCUGCUCACUGGAGUUGGAGGACAGAGUAUCACUCGCAAACCAUCCACCCCUCCCACUCCAGUCCCUCCCCCCAGCCGGAAGGCCUAUUUUGUAGCAGGCAAGGCAAAAAGUAACAAGCGGCGACCCGUGCUCAUGCGACGCAAGUCCUCCCAAACAUCUUCCGGGGCAAGUACCCGUACCCAUAGUCCGCAACGGAUCCCAACUCCGCUGACCUCCACAUCCCCGGUUCAAAUUUCGGAACAGGACAGCGGCAGCACGACGGAGAUGGAGGAGCCAUCAGUGGAGGAACCUCCCGAGCCUGGUAAAGAGGCCAAGGAGACAACGGCCGGCACAAAUGAACUCCCCGCAUCAUUUCUAACCAGUCUUAAAGGCAUUCUGGGCGACAAAUGGGUCCCCUCGCAGGGGACCAAGUCGACACCCCCCAAAUGGGGCUACGUGACCCGCGACGACUUCACCCACUAUGAUGUUAACUUCCUCUCGGCAGAGAACUACGCGCCCCAGCCCUCGUCGUCGUCACUCGUCGACAAGGACUUCCGCACGCGCUUCGCAGAGAGAAAACGGCAGGAAUACGAGGAGCUAGUCCCGUCGCUCGGAGAAGCUGCAGAUGCAGACGCCACCAAUGCCGCACCUCAAGCCACAACUAACUGGGUGUCCCCCACCUCUGCCAGCUCUGGGAUUCCAAUCAUGACGCCGGCCACGGGGUCCAUGUCAAGUGCAGGGCGCAUGACCGGCGACGCGACUCCAUCGCCUCAGACAUCGAUGUCUGCACCGAAAGGACGGAGUCAACUGAGCGUAUUGAUUGAAGAGAGCCGCAAUAAACAAGCUGACACCCAGGUUGUGAGCAUCCCCGAGGACGCGUUGAAUUCGGCAGAAUGA
Messenger RNA from Aspergillus steynii IBT 23096, 1317 nucleotides. Its product is annotated as GATA-like domain-containing protein. The transcript is spliced from 5 exons. Lineage: Eukaryota; Fungi; Ascomycota; Eurotiomycetes; Eurotiales; Aspergillaceae. Bases 1 to 1317 code for a protein of 438 amino acids. The record is from RefSeq and is a predicted model, not a curated record.